This is a messenger RNA of Ipomoea triloba (trilobed morning glory), 1519 nucleotides long. RefSeq lists its product as uncharacterized. The transcript has a single exon. Bases 734 to 1345 code for a protein of 203 amino acids. The record is from RefSeq and is a predicted model, not a curated record. Lineage: Eukaryota; Viridiplantae; Streptophyta; Magnoliopsida; Solanales; Convolvulaceae.
AAUUCAAUAUAUACAUACAUAUAUAGCACUAGACUAGCUCAUCAUACAGGUAGUGUAGCCAUGUACAGUACAAGGCUAUCUGCAUCCCUGAAAUACACUCCCCGGGCCACUACAAAAAAAUACAGUAGAGAAUUAAUGUCGAUUUUGUACUACCUCAAGAAAACACUGAAAUACAUAUUCGAUCAUCAUCAUGAACUUUAUCAGUCAGUAAAUCUGAUUUUUCUUGUACCAUAGGGAAAAGAUAGAUUGUACAGAGUUUUGUGUAAUUAACAUAUUACAAAACUGAUUUCUCAUUCUUAGCUUCUCUAUGAAUCUUGAUCACUUCUAGGUUUGAAACGUUAUAUGUUUGUGAAGAUUCUUGUUAUCUUAUAGUUACGUGUAAUAACGUGACCCAGGCCAUAACAUUGUCAAAUAUAAUUUUGGGAUUGAUUUGAAUUUAGGAGUGUUUUAGUUACCUAAAAAUAUAUUAAAGAAAAGAGUGGAAUAUAAUGAUUGGUUUAUAGAGAAAGAAAAUUAAUGUUCAUGCAAGAUGGAUGAGCUAAUAAGAUCUGCUACAAACACAUACCAAAUUAUAAUCCACAUUCUUUAAUCUUUAUGAUAAUUUGUUCUACUGGUCCGGCGACCUAAUCGAGAGAACAUGAAAAGCUUAUGAAUGAUUAAUAUUUGUAAUUGUAUAUAACGUGGGUGGGGGGUUGUUUGUUAGUAUGUAUCAUAAAACAUUAAUAUUUACGAAAUGAUGGAGGGAAAGAAUGUAAUGUUGAAAACGGGUUUUCUGUUAGUGUUGUUGGUGGUGUGUCACGCGGCGGAGAGCAAGUGGAUGCCGGUGAUGCCGGUGAUACCCAACCGCCCGCUCUGCACGUCGCAGUUCACGCUCGUGAACCACGCGUGCGCGUUCCUGCCCUACACGCCCACGCCGCACCACCGUUCCCCGCCGUCACCGCAGUCUUCGGUUUACUCGAGCGACGUCGACGACCACCACCGCCGCCACCACUCCCCGCCGGAGGGCGGCGGCCGUCAUCACCAUGACGGCGACCGGAACCACCAGGACGGCGGCCGGCACCACCAGCAGGACGGCGGCGGCCGGCACCACCACCAGGAUGGCGGCGGCCGAGGACGGAGGAGCGGGGAGGGGCAGCACCGGAGGCACCGGCGCCGGCACCACCACGAGUCCGAUGUGCAGCAGGACUGCUGCCGGUGGCUCAAGGAAGUCGACGACGAGUGCGUGUGCGAUUUGCUGGUUCACCUGCCGCCGUUCCUGUCCCGGCCGCUCCACAGGUACACCGUCAGGGUCGACGACACCUGCACCGUCACGUUCCAGUGCGGUUCCAGACUCAAACUGCCAUAGCCGCCGUCCGCCGCCGCCGGCGGCGGUAGCUAGGAGCAACCUAAGUUGUACGUGUUUACAUAUAUACAUACAUACUACUUACAGUUUUUGUGUUUUGCAGUCUGUUAAUUAACUACCUUAAUCUGCGCUUUUUUUCUUUUCUUUUCUUUUUGGUUUUUCGAUCCAACUAUGAUG